UGCUCUUUGCGCUGAACCACAUGCAUCGGAGUCGACGACAACGUCGUAUCUGCCGCACUGACCUCUCCGUUGACCUCUGAAUUGUCUCCGAACGCGUGAGAAAACGUGAUUGAAGCAAGAGAGAGCAACGAACAUGUCCGCCGCGGAGCUGAAGCCGCUCGUAAAGUCGCUGAGUAGCGCGUCGACCGAUGAGGAUAUCGUGGGUAUCCUCAACACCCUCAAGCAGCAGCCGAAGAUCACCGAGUCUCUUCUCAGGGAAAGCAAGGCUGGCUUGGCCGUCGGAAAGCUCAGGCAGCACGCAUCCAAGAGGGUGGCAGAUUUAGCGAAGGAGAUUGUGAGGAAAUGGAAGACGGAAGUUGAGCGGGAAAAGCAGGCAUCGGGCGGUGGCGCAAAGGCAGCGUCCAACGGCAAAACUUCAGCCGCGAAGAAAUCCGUCAGUGCAGGCUCGAAUGCCGCCACCCCUUCCACUCCCGUAACACCCACUGCGUCUACAAGCGGCUCUGGCUCUAAGCUCAACGAGACUCGUUCGGCGAAGACGGAUGGCGUGAAGAUCGAGUACACAGGGGAUAAGACCCGAGACAAGUGUGCCGAGCUCAUAUACGACGCGCUUGUCUUUGACUCUGGCGCACCGAGCGAGCAGGUCAUGACGCGUGCCAAGGACAUUGAGAAGACCGUGUUCAACGACAAUAGUGGUGCCAACGCCGCAUACAAGGCGAAGAUUCGUUCGUUGUUCGUGAACCUGAAAGACAAAAACAACCCAGGCCUGCGUGAGAGUGUGGUGUCUGGCGACCUUGCCAUCGCUAAGUUUUGCAGAAUGAGCAGCCAGGAUAUGGCGUCAGAGGAACGCAAGGCAGCAGAUGCCAAGAUCGCCCAGGAGAAUCUCUUCAAGACACUCGGCGCGGAGGAAGUGCAAGCAGAGACCGAUGCGUUCCAAUGCGGACGCUGCAAGCAGCGGAAAUGUCGCUACCGUCAAGCACAAACUCGCAGCGCUGAUGAACCUAUGACUACGUUUGUAACCUGUACCGUAUGUAAUAAUAGAUGGAAGUUCUCCUAGAAGAAUCACGCAUAAUUGCCUCCCUUGCGUGGGCCGCCAGCCUCUCGCGUCCGCCCUUUCUCGUAUGCUUUUCAUAGCCAAGUCUGCACAUUGAACAGACUCUACUCCUUUUUGCAUGUACUUAUUUUCUUCCUUCUAUGCAUGCCGUGCUGUACCAUUUGCCAUAUUCCCUAUGCAGGUCGCCGUCCACCG
Trametes versicolor FP-101664 SS1 is the source of this 1246-nucleotide messenger RNA. Its product is annotated as transcription elongation factor. Gene Ontology annotation, molecular function: zinc ion binding; RNA polymerase II transcription regulatory region sequence-specific DNA binding. Gene Ontology annotation, cellular component: nucleus. The transcript is spliced from 10 exons. Gene Ontology annotation, biological process: transcription elongation by RNA polymerase I; transcription antitermination; transcription elongation by RNA polymerase II. The coding region runs from base 134 to 1054 and encodes 306 amino acids. The record is from RefSeq and is a predicted model, not a curated record. Lineage: Eukaryota; Fungi; Basidiomycota; Agaricomycetes; Polyporales; Polyporaceae.